Molecule: messenger RNA, 9266 nt
Organism: Microplitis mediator
Lineage: Eukaryota; Metazoa; Arthropoda; Insecta; Hymenoptera; Braconidae
Product: collagen alpha-2(IV) chain-like
Exons: 4
Coding region: 178-7998 (2606 amino acids)
Source: RefSeq, a predicted model, not a curated record
CACUGUGAAUCGUUUUAUGAUCAUUACAACACUUAACAACCAUCGAGUUACAUCAAAUAAACUAAAAUCACUAUCGGGCUUUAACAACUACCAUGAUAGUUUGUUAUUAGAACAACAACAUCAAACAGUAUUGGAACUACUUAUCCAUACAAGUUUCAUCACCAUUUCAUCCUAAGGAUGUAUGGACAAGUGUGGGCAGCUUUUACCCUGGUGGUUGCAGGAGCUGUGCUGCAGAUUACGUCGGCGCAAGAUGCUACCACUACAGAUUUCAGAGAAGGAAAAGAACUCAUUUUAAGUAUUUCUGAUGACUCUAAAACACAAUAUUUGAAUCAAGAUUUUGAAACGAACGCUUAUAAUUAUGGUUAUGAAAUUGGACCAGAUGGCCAGUUUCAUCAUGAAAUACACGGUGAAGAUGGAGUAACAUAUGGAUGUUAUGGAUACGUGGAUCCGUUUGGAGAACUCAAAGCGACUUUUUAUAUAAGCGAUGGAUGGGGUUAUAGGGUUGUGCGCCCAGGAGAGGAUAUUGAAUUAUUCCUACAUGAACAUGAACAUCAUCAUGGCAAUUCAGAUUCUAACGGUCACGAUCACGAUCACGACGAUAACCACAGUGAAAGUGAUCACCACGAACAUCAUGGAAUUAUCACCCCUUGGAGAAAUUUGAAAUUCCCAAAAGAUUGUCGUCAAUUUGAAAACAUCGGUGUCAUACGACCGACACGACCAUCGAUUCCAUCUAAACCAGUUCCUGGAGUACCAGAUAAUGGAAUACCAUCUGAGACAAAUAAUAUUCCAGGAUCUUCAUAUCCUGGGCAACCUGGUGGAGUACCAUCAGGACCCGAAUAUCCUAACGGACAAUACCCAGACCAAACUGGAGGAGGUUCAAACUCCAAACCUGACAGUGAAAAUUAUCCAUCUGGACCAAACUAUCCCAGUCAACCAGGUUAUCCAGGCCAACCAGGAUCGCCCGGUAAACCAGGAUAUCCAGGUCAAUCAGGAUCUCCCGGUAAACCAGGAUCUCCCGGUAAACCAGGAUAUCCAGGUCAACCAGGCUAUCCCAGUCAACCAGGUUAUCCAAGUCAACCGGGAUCUCCUGGCCAACCAGGAUCUCCAGGACAAUCAGGAUCUCCCGGUAAACCAGGAUAUCCAGAUCAACCAGGCUACCCUAAUCAACCAGGGUAUCCAGGUCAACCAGGCUAUCCCAAUCAACCAAGUUAUCCAGGUCAACCGGGAUCUCCUGGCCAACCAGGAUCUCCAGGUCAAGCAGGAUCCCCCGGUAAACCAGGAUUUCCUGGUAAGCCAGGGUCUCCCGGAAAACCAGGCUAUCCCAGUCAACCAGGUUAUCCAGGUCAACCGGGAUCUCCUGGCCAACCAGGAUCUCCAGGUCAAUCAGGAUCCCCUGGUAAACCAGGAUCCCCCGGUAAACCAGGAUCUCCUGGUAAGCCAGGGUCUCCCGGAAAACCAGGAUAUCCAGAUCAACCAGGCUACCCUAGUCAACCAGGGUAUCCAGGUCAACCAGGCUAUCCCAGUCAACCAGGUUAUCCAGGUCAACCGGGCUAUCCCAGUCAACCAGGAUCGCCCGGUAAACCAGGAUAUCCAGGUCAAUCAGGAUCUCCCGGUAAACCAGGAUCUCCAGGUCAAUCAGGAUCUCCCGGUAAACCAGGAUCUCCCGGUAAACCAGGAUCUCCCGGUAAACCAGGAUCUGCUGGUAAGCCAGGGUCUUCCGGACAACCAGGCUAUCCCAGUCAACCAGGUUAUCCAGGUCAACCGGGCUAUCCCAGUCAACCAGGUUAUCCCAGUCAACCAGGUUAUCCAGGUCAACCGGGAUCUCCUGGCCAACCAGGAUCUCCAGGUCAAUCAGGAUCCCCCGGUAAACCAGGAUCUCCUGGUAAGCCAGGGUCUUCCGGAAAACCAGGCUAUCCCAGUCAACCAGGUUAUCCAGGUCAACCGGGAUCUCCUGGCCAACCAGGAUCUCCAGGACAAUCAGGAUCUCCCGGUAAACCAGGAUCUCCUGGUAAGCCAGUGUCUCCCGGAAAACCAGGAUAUCCAGAUCAACCAGGCUACCCUAGUCAACCAGGGUAUCCAGAUCAACCAGGCUAUCCCAGUCAACCAGGUUAUCCAGGUCAACCGGGAUCUCCUGGCCAACCAGGAUCUCCAGGUCAAUCAGGCUACCCUAGUCAACCAGGCUAUCCCAGUCAACCAGGUUAUCCAGGUCAACCGGGAUCCCCUGGCCAACCAGGAUCUCCCGGUAAACCAGGAUCUCCUGGUAAGCCAGGGUCUCCCGGAAAACCAGGAUAUCCAGAUCAACCAGGCUACCCUAGUCAACCAGGGUAUCCAGGUCAACCAGGCUAUCCCAGUCAACCAGGUUAUCCAGGUCAACCGGGAUCUCCUGGCCAACCAGGAUCUCCAGGUCAAUCAGGCUACCCUAGUCAACCAGGAUCUCCCGGUCAACCAGGAUCUCCAGGUCAACCGGGAUCUCCCGGCCAACCAGGAUCUCCAGGUCAACCGAGUUAUCCUAGUCAACCAGGUUAUCCAGGUCAACCGGGAUCUCCCAGCCAACCAGGAUCUCCAGGUCAAUCAGGAUCCCCCGGUAAACCAGGAUCUCCUGGUAAGCCAGGGUCCCCCGGAAAACCAGGCUACCCUAGUCAACCAGGGUAUCCAGGUCAACCAGGCUAUCCCAGUCAACCAGGUUAUCCAAGUCAACCGGGAUCUCCCGGUCAACCAGGAUCUCCAGGUCAACCGGGAUCUCCCGGCCAACCAGGAUCUCCUGGUAAGCCAGGGUCUCCCGGAAAACCAGGCUACCCUAGUCAACCAGGGUAUCCAGGUCAACCAGGCUAUCCCAGUCAACCAGGUUAUCCAAGUCAACCGGGAUCUCCCGGUCAACCAGGAUCUCCAGGUCAACCGGGAUCUCCCGGCCAACCAGGAUCUCCUGGUAAGCCAGGGUCUCCAGGUCAACCGAGUUAUCCCAGUCAACCAGGUUAUCCAGGUCAACCGGGAUCUCCCGGCCAACCAGGAUCUCCAGGUCAUUCAGGAUCUCCCGGUAAUCCAGGAUAUCCAGAUCAACCAGGUUACCCUAGUCAACCAGGGUAUCCAGGUCAAUCAGGCUAUCCCAGUCAACCAGGGUAUCCAGGUCAACCAGGCUAUCCCAGUCAACCGGGACCUCCCGGUCAACCAGGAUCUCCAGGCCAACCGGGAUCUCCCGGCCAACCAGGAUCUCCAGGUCAACCGGGAUCUCCCGGCCAACCAGGAUCUCCAGGUCAACCGAGCUAUCCCAGUCAACCAGGAUAUCCAGAUCAACCAGGGUAUCCAGGUCAAUCAGGCUAUCCCAGUCAACCAGGGUAUCCAGGUCAACCAGGCUAUCCCAGUCAACCAGGUUAUCCAAGUCAACCGGGACCUCCCGGUCAACCAGGAUCUCCAGGCCAACCGGGAUCUCCCGGCCAACCAGGAUCUCCAGGUCAACCGGGAUCUCCCGGCCAACCAGGAUCUCCAGGUCAACCGAGCUAUCCCAGUCAACCAGGUUAUCCAGGUCAACCGGGAUCUCCCGGUAAACCAGGAUCUCCUGGUAAGCCAGGGUCUUCUGCUAAACCAGGAUAUCCCAAUCGACCAGGUUAUCCAAGCCAACCAGGCUAUCCAAACCAACCAAAUUAUCCUGGACAAAAACCCGAUGGGAACGAAAAUCCUUCGACGACAAAUCCGAUUCCUGAAAAACCUGGAACGUCACAUCGUCCACCACAUAAUAAACCAGGAGCAACGAAACCUGAAAGGCCACCACAUUCGAAACCUGGAAAACCUGGUAAACCUAACAAACCAGUGGGUGGUCAAGAAAAACCAUCUAACGACAAUAAGAAGCCUCCAUAUGGACAAGAGAAGCCAAUCCAUGAAAAACCGUCACAUGGGCAUAAACCAGGGCAUGGAAAACCACCACAUGGACAUGGUACCCCGGGUAAACCUGGAUAUCCCACAACAGAUCAACCAUCGUAUCCAUCGCAACCACAAUACCCCUCGGCGCCUGUGUUUCCAACACCAAUAAAACCUGAAGCGCCACCUCAACAACCGAGUCAAACUGGAUCUCCAACAUCUGGAAAUCCUUUAUAUCCAACUCAAACACAAUAUCCAUCAGGUCCAGGAAAUAAGCCAUAUCCAUCACAACCAGGGCAACAACAGUUUCCUUCAGAACAUGAGAUUCCAGCACACGAGCAUAAUAAACCGGGACACGAAGAAGUACCAUCUUAUCCGUCGUCACCAGAAUAUCCCAAGCCAAUAAAACCUGGAGGCUCGAGUCAAGCACCACCUUCAAGUGGAUUAGUACCCUCAGAUGGACCCUCAUAUCCUUCUCAGCCACAAUUUCCUUCGGGUCCGGGAAGUGGAUAUCCUUCUAACCAAGAACAGCCUGGAAGUGGAUUAUAUCCUUCAAAGCCUCAACCUCCCUACCAGAAACCUGGCACGCCUCAAACUGGAUCGAAACCGUCGAGUGGAUCCUCGUAUCCAUCUCAACCGCAAUCACCGACGGGACCAGGAAAUGGAUAUCCAUCCAAUCAAGGCCAGCAUGGAGGUGGAUCGUAUCCUUCACAGCCGCACCCUCCCUACCAGAAACCCGGCACAUCGCAAACUGGGUCAAUACCAUCAAGUGGACCCUCAUAUCCAACUCCACCACAGUAUCCUUCGGGAAGUGGAUAUCCAUCCAAUCAAGGUCAGCAUGGAGGUGGAUCAUAUCCUUCACAGCCGCAACCUCCCUAUCAGAAACCCGGCACAUCACAAACUGGGUCAAUACCAUCAAGUGGACCCUCAUAUCCAUCUCAAUCACAGCAUCCUUCGGGAAGUGGACAUCCCUCUAAUCAAGGCCAGCAUGGAGGUGGAUCGUAUCCUUCACAGCCUCAACCUCCAUAUCAGAAACCUGGCACGCCUCAAACUGGAUCAAAACCAUCAAGUGGGCCCUCAUAUCCGUCUCAACCACAGCAUCCUUCGGGAAGUGGACAUCCUUCUAAUCAAGGCCAGCAUGGAGGUGGAUCGUAUCCUUCACAGCCUCAACCUCCAUAUCAGAAACCUGGCACAUCGCAAACUGGGUCAAUACCAUCAAGUGGACCCUCAUAUCCAACUCCACCACAGCAUCCUUCGGGAAGUGGAUAUCCAUCCAAUCAAGGUCAGCAUGGAGGUGGAUCAUAUCCUUCACAGCCGCAACCUCCCUAUCAGAAACCCGGCACAUCACAAACUGGGUCAAUACCAUCAAGUGGACCCUCAUAUCCAACUCCACCACAGCAUCCUUCGGGAAGUGGAUAUCCAUCCAAUCAAGGUCAGCAUGGAGGUGGAUCAUAUCCUUCACAGCCGCAACCUCCCUAUCAGAAACCCGGCACAUCACAAACUGGGUCAAUACCAUCAAGUGGACCCUCAUAUCCAUCUCAACCACAGCAUCCUUCGGGAAGUGGACAUCCCUCUAAUCAAGGCCAGCAUGGAGGUGGAUCGUAUCCUUCACAGCCGCAACCUCCCUACCAGAAACCCGGCACAUCACAAGCUGGAUCAAUACCAUCUGUGGGACCUUCUUAUCCAACCCAACCACAAUAUCCAUCCGGUGCAGGAAAUAAGCCAUAUCCACCACAACCGGGGCAACAACAGUUUCCUUCAGAACAUGAGAUUCCAGCACACGAGCAUAAUAAACCGGGGCAUGAACAAGUCCCAUCUUAUCCAUCGUCGCCAGAAUAUCCUAAGCCAAUAAAACCUGGCGGCUCGAGUCAAGCACCACCUUCAAGUGGAUUAGUACCCUCGGGUGGACCCUCAUAUCCUUCUCAACCACAAUUUCCUUCGGGUUCGGGAAGUGGAUAUCCCUCUAAUCAAGGCCAGCAUGGAGGUGGAUCAUAUCCGUCCCAACCACAAUAUCCUUCGGGUCCAGGAAGUGGAUAUCCUUCCAAUCAAGGCCAGCAUGGAGGUGGAUCAUAUCCGUCUCAACCACAGCAUCCUUCGGGAAGUGGAUAUCCUUCCAACCAAGGACAGCACGGAGGUGGAUCAUAUCCCUCAAAGCCUCAACCACCGUACCAGAAACCUGGCACGUCUCAAACUGGCUCAAUACCAUCAGGAGAUAAUAAUGGACAUCCUGGAGUUGGAUCUCACCCCUCAACGUCGAAACCGCACCAUCCACAUCAUAAACCUACUCAUGGCCAUGGAAAGCCACCGCAUGCACAGAGACCAUCACAUCCACCUCAAAAGCCAUUAAAACCCCAAAGUCCAACUCAUGCUCCUCCCCAAAGUGGAUCACUACCAUCUACUAAGCCUCCACAUAAUGUACGACCAGGACAUGUUCCGUCCACCUCAAAACCUGGUAAGCCGUCUGUACCAGUAUUAAUGCCAGGACGCCCAACAACGUCAAAACCUUCUAAGCCAUCGCAUCCACCCUCUACUGGCCAUCCAUCGUCUCCGAAUACUGAUAAUUUUGGACAAGGUGGCCAAGUCCCAAUAUAUCCAACUAGACCGACUCUUCCUUCAUCAGGAUAUCCUGGUACUUCAAACUAUCCAGGAAGUUCAGGUUCAGGUUAUCCAGGAACAGAUUCCAAUUCUGGUUAUCCAACGAAUUCACAACAACCUGGCAACGGAGUUCCAUCAUACCCUGGAUAUCCAGAUCCUGAUGAUCCUAAUUACCCUGGCUUUCCUCCGGCACCAACAGGUCCUGUCGGACCUACUGGACCAACAGGUACUUUCCCCGGUGCACCUAAUGGCCCAGAAGGACCAGGAGGGCCAGGAGGUCCAGGUGGUCCGAUUGGUGGAACAGGGCCAGUAGGAGGAGUAGGAGGUAUUGGUGGAGUCGGUGGAGUGGGAGGUACUGGACCAGCUGGUCCUGAUGGCCCUUGGCCUACAGGAGAUCCAGGACCUGAUGGUCCAUGGCCAGGAGAUCCAGCAUAUGGUAAGCAACCAAGAACGAACCAAAACUAUCAAAAUACAUACUCUGAUGAAGAAUCUUCAAUAGACUCUGAACCAGAACUUUACGAAAAAUCUUUAGAAUUUUCCUCUUUGAAACAAAAGCUUGAUGAUCAAGGUUACAACUAUGAAAAACCUAAGCAUUCUUUUAACGAUCAUCUUCAACCUGCUCCAUUUUCUUUAUCCGAAAAUUCACCUUAUCCACUAGAUGACUCUAACAACAAAUACAUCGAAAAACAAAACGAAAAUAGCCAAUUCGAGUCACUUGAACGCUCAAUGCCAUCAGACAUAACAGCUGAUGACUUACCACUAAUCAAUCAACAGGAACAACAACAACCACUCGAACGUAAAAUUACUAAAAAUUUUAAAAAAUCAGGACGCAGUGAGUUAUCAUCUGAAGAUCGAGAAUCAUACAAUCCAGACUCCGAAUUUGCCUACCAUGUAUCAAAGUACAAUGAAAAAUUUCAAAAAUUAUCAAAACAAUCUCAAGAUGAAAACAAUGCGGAUUUAGAACUUCCAAAUGAAAAUGGACCAGCAGUUGAAUUGGAAAAAAUAAUUAAGAAUAAACAAUCAUAUCCAUCGAGUAAUGUGGAACAAGAGUCGAGAGCAAAACAAACUGAAAAUAGCAUAGAGUCGCCCGGACCAGUUCGUAUUAAGCCAAUUUCACUACCUGUUGGUCCAAAUCCCGAAAUGUGUCCUUGUUAUAUAGUUGAAUCAAAAAAUUCAACAGAUUUGACAACAACUACACCAGCACCAGUUUUCGAUCCAUCAAAUGACACUCCAAUUUAUGGACAACUCGGAUUUAUUCCAGUUAUAUUCGUGCCUUACUGUCCAGGCGAUGAGAGCAAGACAGAAAGUAUGACAAAAGCCAUGUUCCCCUCGGCAACUCCAGUUCCCUACCCCUGUAGUAUUUGCAGUGGCAAGGAGUCCGGAUUCAUCGGUGGGAAAAUUCUAGACCUAAGUCAACUAAGUAACAUCAAAGCCAUCAAACACGUCAUCAGUGAAGCGAAUUUCGGCUUAUUAAACAUUCCUGUCAAUACUAUUAGCGAUCGUUACUCUCGACGACACACUAAACAAAAAAAAAACUCUGACAUCAAUUAAAUCAACCGCAUACACAAAAUACGUGGACAACAAUAAAUGGAUAAAAUCUAAUUAACAACACCAGGUAACUGUCUAAAUCUAAAUGGAUGCACCCACAUGAUUUGUAGACCGCUAAAACGGUUAACAAGUAAACUUGGUUAAAUUAAUUGUCUGACUGACACUUGAAUUCCAUCAGACCCAUCAAACAAUACCGAGAGCAUGAGUUGAAGCUUUCACUCCAAUUACUCUCUUCGUCUCUCUGAUGUUCCUUUGACAUAUAUUCUAAAACUCUUGACACACUAUUAUGUGUCAGUUAAGGUACUGUUAUUCUCCGGAGGACUUGUAACUUUAUAGUUUCAGACGCCAAUGAAUGAGGAUUGGAAGUAUUGAUAUAAUCGAUAUCUUAAUACAAAAUUAUCUGCUACUCAACUCAUGUUCUACCAUGUUUAUAUUUUGUUAUCACAAGGACGUUGAUUUAACAAUAAUAAUAAUAAUACUUUAUUCUAGUUUUGAUAAAUAUACUAAAUUUAAUAUUAAUUUCAAUGUAACUAUGUCCUUAUGAUUUCAAAAUAUCGAAUCAAGCCAGAUCGUAUAAAUAAAGAAAAAAAUAAUAAUAUACAUUCUGGCUUAGAAUAAACCUAGUUUUAGUUACCAUAUUUUCCAUACUUGAGAUUACUAAUUAUAAGAUUGCGUUUAUAAACAUAAUGUUACGUAUUAUAAUAAUUAAUUGAUUAAUUAAAGCUUUUUAUUUAAGAAAAAAAAAAGCUACUUAUUUGUAUAUAUUAAUCAUGUACUUAAUAAUAAUAAAUUUUUUAAAAGUAUUUCUUACUUCGAGUGUAUGGAAAAAAGUAAAAAUAAAAUUAUACGAUAAUUUUAACGAAUAAUAAUAUAUUUGUAAAAAGUAUAUAAAUUUGUAUGUUUUUUCAAUUAUACAUCAGAGUAAAAAAUUAAAAUGAGUAUAAUUUGAUUGAAAUUAAAGUAAAAUUAGGAGUAUCCUCGGUAGCCUGAAGGGUAACCAUUGUAAGAAUAAGAACCGAUGCCACGGUAAGGAUAAUUGCCGUAUCCUGAGCCAAGUCCUGAGUAAUCAUGCAAACCCGGGCGAUUAACGUAGCCAGCACUGUAAUAGCUACCGUAAUUGCCGUCAAGAGAAUUCCAACGAUUGUAGCCACGUCCGUAGAGGCUAUCGUCGUAUCCAAUCCCACCUACGCCAUAACCAUAGCCGCCAACGCCGUUUCCAUAUGUGCUUCCGUAUCCAUAAGAUCCUGACCCUCCAAGACCGUACCCAGAAC